AAUUCUGAAUUCGCCUCUGAUCUUAACGUUCUUGUUUUCAUGUUGGAUACUAUAAUGAUCUCCACCUUUGAAAAUGACACGAAAAUGCCAAAUUUGAUCAUGUCAAUUCUCAUAGCAAUUGUGAUCACUAUUCUACUCCUCGCGGUUGUUCCGGUGCCUGGAGGCCACAUCAACCCCGUCAUCUCCUUCUCCGCCGUGCUAGUAGGAAUUAUAUCCGUGUCAAGAGCCAUCAUUUACAUGGUGGCACAAUGUCUUGGUGCAAUUCUAGGUGCACUAGCUCUAAAAGCAGUGGUUAGCUCCACUAUUGCUCAAACUUUCUCACUUGGUGGUUGCACCAUCACAGUAAUUGCACCGGGCCCAACUGGGCCCGUUACAGUGGGCCUAGAGAUGGCCCAAGCCUUGUGGUUAGAGAUCUUUUGCACAUUCGUUUUUCUCUUUGCUUCAAUUUGGAUGGCUUAUGAUCAUAGACAAGCUAAGGCUCUUGGUCAUGUCACUGUCUUGUCCAUUGUUGGUCUAGUGUUAGGUCUUCUCGUGUUUAUCUCGACCAAGGUCACCGCGAAAAAGGGCUAUGUCAGGGCGGGGAUGAAUCUGGCGAGGUGUUUUGGGGCAACUCUUGUUAGAGGAGGUCACCUUUGGGAUGGACAUUGGAUCUUUUGGGUUGGGCCUACUAUUGCUUGUCUAGCCUUCUAUGUCUACACAAAGAUCAUUCCACCAAAGCAUUUACAUGCAGAAUAUGGAUACAAGCAUGAUCUUCUUGGAGUUGUCAAGGCUUUGAUUGGGUCGGAUGUAUAA
This is a messenger RNA of Lycium barbarum (goji berry), 792 nucleotides long. Its product is annotated as probable aquaporin PIP2-8. Lineage: Eukaryota; Viridiplantae; Streptophyta; Magnoliopsida; Solanales; Solanaceae. The annotation marks the transcript as partial. Gene Ontology annotation, cellular component: membrane. The transcript has a single exon. Gene Ontology annotation, biological process: transmembrane transport. Gene Ontology annotation, molecular function: channel activity. The record is from RefSeq and is a predicted model, not a curated record.